AUGCUUCUGGCGCGCUACCACACGCCACGAGAUACUAUCAUGAAUAAUAAUAAUAUUGUGGAGCGCCCGGAGCGCCAAGCCCGUAAACGGGCAAAUAAGAAACAACAGGAGUACUUAGUAGAGAAGCUCCAUGCUAAUAUAGGAAUCGCGAGGGAAAACACAGCACUUCGAGAAGUGGUUGAUUUUUGGGCAGCAUUAAGCACUGAGCUUAACCAGCUGGGAUGCUGCAGGACUGUACAGGAGUGGCAGCAUAUUUGGAAUUUGUGGGUCUCCAAAGUGAAAAUAAAGGCUCGAAAGGUGCGAGACACCACCAGGGCAACUGGUGGUGGGCCAGCAGGAGCAGGCCUUACAGAUAUUGAGGAGAAAAUCCUUGAUAUUGUGGGGUCUGCUUCUGUAGAUGGAUUCGUCAAUCUAGAAGCGGCCUUGCCACCAAGUCCUGGUGUAGUGCCACCUGGAGAGCCUUUACACGAAAUACUGCCCCCUGUGCACCCAGAAUCACCAGUCCACAAUGAAGCUGAAGUACAGUCUACUCCAAGAAUUCAAAAUUCUUCCCGGGUACAUAGCCCCCAUCGACAACAACGACAUCGAACAAGGCCCCAUCGACGUCCCCGCCCACCAGUUCAUGGCAGCUUAGUGGCUAGCCUCAAUGAGAACAAUAGAUUGUUAAGAGAAGCAAUAGGUACUGCAGCAGAAAGUAUUGCAGCUGCUAUGAGAGACAGCGCAGCCAUGGUGCGUGCAUCUGAGAUCAUAGCAGCAGCAAUACAGUCUGCUGGAGUACCAGUUUUCAUUCAACAGAAUGAAAAUAAUACUAAUUAAUAAAUUAAUUGAUUACAUAGUAUUAUUUUCAUUCUGUUGAAUGAAAUGCACCUAUUUAAUCUAAUAAUAUUAUAAAUGUGAAAGUGUGGAUGUUUGUCCUCAAUCACGCAAAAACUA
Maniola jurtina (meadow brown) is the source of this 933-nucleotide messenger RNA. RefSeq lists its product as uncharacterized. The record is from RefSeq and is a predicted model, not a curated record. The transcript is spliced from 5 exons. Bases 1 to 816 code for a protein of 271 amino acids. NCBI's taxonomy places the organism in Eukaryota, Metazoa, Arthropoda, Insecta, Lepidoptera, Nymphalidae.